Molecule: messenger RNA, 228 nt
Organism: Pseudocercospora fijiensis CIRAD86
Lineage: Eukaryota; Fungi; Ascomycota; Dothideomycetes; Mycosphaerellales; Mycosphaerellaceae
Exons: 4
Coding region: 1-228 (75 amino acids)
Source: RefSeq, a predicted model, not a curated record
AUGGAAUCGCAAAGCGGUUGUAAAUUCCCAACCAACCAUUGUAAUAUCGGUUUCCAACUCGAAGUUUGCGAUCCACAUCACUCGGAGAUGAUACAACAACAACGCAUACUGCAACUCUUAGUCGGAUUCCUCACCGGCACGGCGUUUCAACCACUAGCCGCUGUUAUCAUUCGACGAGUCGACGACAUUCUGUUAGGCGUUGAAAUUGGAAACUUAUACCGAGAAUGA